Messenger RNA from Lotus japonicus, 2330 nucleotides. RefSeq names its product CBL-interacting serine/threonine-protein kinase 10-like. Gene Ontology annotation, molecular function: ATP binding; protein kinase activity. The transcript is spliced from 2 exons. The coding region runs from base 746 to 2137 and encodes 463 amino acids. NCBI's taxonomy places the organism in Eukaryota, Viridiplantae, Streptophyta, Magnoliopsida, Fabales, Fabaceae. Gene Ontology annotation, biological process: signal transduction; protein phosphorylation. The record is from RefSeq and is a predicted model, not a curated record.
AUAUAUUCAUUUUCAAUCAUUUCAUCUCUCACAAUCCUGUAUCAAAUCUCUACUUCAUCUUUUACUCUAUGUUGGUGCUUCUAGAAUCGCUGUCUUUUCUGUUCACCAUCUCAAUUCUAAAGACUUGCAGUCAAUUUUGAUACAGAAUUUUUAAAGGUCAUGUAUUUUGAGGACAAACCUGGUUACUGCUGGGAGUUCUGUCAUGAUCAUGAACUCGUGAAUUUCUCUGCUGCACUAUGAUUACUCUUUCAUUUUGAUUUUUAUUUAGUUACUUACCCUCUUAACAUAGGUUGUUUAUGAUGACCUAGCAAUCCUGAAGAUAUAUUAUGAAAUAAAAACAAAACUUUUCUGUGAAACAAUUAUUGAACUGAGUGUUAUUGUUUGUUUGUUUUGCAGACUAGACUCCAAGGAAAGGCAUCUUCAUAAGUUUUCAGUAUACUUCUCAAGUUCCCCUAAAGAUUGAUCUGUCUCUAAAGAUCCAUAAGGUUUUGUCCUUGUUAGUAGUGCCUGCUAGGUGCUAGGUAAAAUUGGACCACAAAUAUCUUCCUCAUUCAUUCACUACUCCUUGACUCACAGUUAGCACACAAGUUUUUCUUUGUUGUACCUGUUGUGUUCAUACAUGAUCUGUACUAAGAAGGUUGAAUUACCUUUCUGCUAUUAGAUAGUCCUUAUGAUUGUAAAUGAUAUAGAAAUUUUGACUACCUGAGCAAGUGGUGUUUCAUUGCACCCUACUCUGAGGUACCCUAUGGAGAAUCCAUCAAAAAUCUUGAUGCAAAAAUAUGAAUUAGGAAGAUUACUAGGCCAAGGCACAUUUGCAAAGGUUUACUAUGGAAGAAGCACCAUCACUAACCAGAGUGUGGCUGUUAAAGUUGUUGACAAGGAUAAAGUUAUCAGAACAGGGCAAGUUGAUAAUAUCAAAAGGGAAGUUUCUAUCAUGAGACUUGUUAAGCAUCCCAACAUUAUAGAGCUUUUUGAGGUCAUGGCCACAAAGGCAAAGAUUUACUUUGUUAUGGAAUAUGCCAAAGGUGGAGAACUCUUCAAGAAAGUAGCUAAGGGGAAGCUGAAAGAAGAUGUUGCACACAAAUAUUUCAAGCAGCUAAUAAGUGCAGUGGAUUUUUGUCACAGUAGAGGUGUGUACCAUAGAGACAUAAAGCCAGAGAACAUUUUGCUUGAUGAGAAUGAGAACCUGAAAGUCUCAGAUUUUGGGUUGAGUGCUUUAGCUGAAACCAAAAGACAAGAUCGUUUGCUUCAUACAACUUGUGGAACACCUUCAUAUGUUGCUCCUGAAAUCAUCAAAAGGAAAGGCUAUGAUGGCGCCAAAGCUGAUAUUUGGUCUUGUGGGGUGGUUCUGUUUGUUUUACUUGCAGGUUAUGCACCUUUCCAUGACCCAAAUUUGAUGGAGAUGUAUAGGAAGAUAAGCAAAGCAGAGUUUACUUUUCCUCAUUGGUUCCCAAAAGAUGUGAGGAGAUUAUUGUGCAAGAUGUUGGAUCCAAAUCCUGACACUAGGAUUUCUAUAGCUAAGAUAAUGCAGUGUUCUUGGUUUAAGAAGGGACCAAAAUCAAAUUGUAGACAGAAAAAACAUGAAGGGGGAAACAAGACAGUGGAAACAAAUCAUUCUGAUCAAAGGGAUGAGAGUGAGGAUGGUGUAGCAGUUGAAGAAACGAGGCAAGAGUCGAUUGUUCCUGUGAGUAUAAAUGCCUUUGAUAUCAUUUCCCUUUCAUCUGGUUUUAAUCUAUGUGGAUUCUUUGAAGACAGCAUUCAGAAAAGGGAAGCAAGGUUCACUUCAAGACAACCUGCAUCAGUGAUCAUUUCAAGGCUUGAAGAAAUGGCCAAGAGGCUGAAGCUGAAGAUAAACAAAAGGGCUUCUGGGUUGUUGAAAUUAGAGGGUUCUGAUGAAGGUAGGAAGGGGGUUUUGUCCAUUGAUGCUGAGAUCUUUGAGGUGACUCCAUCUUUCCAUUUGGUGGAAGUGAAAAAAUCAAAUGGGGAUACAUUGGAGUAUCAGAGGAUAUUGAAAGAGGAGGUAAGGCCUGCUCUCAAAGACAUUGUUUGGGUUUGGCAAGGUGAUCAUCAACAAGAGCAAUAUCAACAUUCAUUGCAGCAGCAGAUACAUGAAGAGCAGCAACAUCAAUCACAGUGAUGGCAGACUCUCAGUUUUGGAUAUCUCAUGCUUUUUGUUAAUACAUUUCAUGGUAUGCCAAUUUUUCAAAAUGUUGCUGUUUCUGGCAUAUCUUUCAGGUGCACCAAUGCAAUGAGGUAGCAUAUCUUGUGUCUCAAAUCUGGAUGUAGAUGGUUAGGUUGAACUUUAAUGUAUAGUUUUAUGGUUAACAACA